Purpureocillium lilacinum is the source of this 1254-nucleotide messenger RNA. RefSeq names its product ssDNA endonuclease and repair protein rad10. Gene Ontology annotation, molecular function: single-stranded DNA binding; damaged DNA binding. The record is from RefSeq and is a predicted model, not a curated record. Gene Ontology annotation, biological process: UV-damage excision repair; mitotic recombination. Gene Ontology annotation, cellular component: nucleotide-excision repair factor 1 complex; ERCC4-ERCC1 complex; nucleus. NCBI's taxonomy places the organism in Eukaryota, Fungi, Ascomycota, Sordariomycetes, Hypocreales, Ophiocordycipitaceae.
AUGGACGACGACUUUGGCGCUGACGAUGCCCUCCUGGCGGCCAUGGCGGCUGCCGAUCCGUCGCCGCCGGCUCGCCGCGCCGUCCAGCAGCCUGCACCGCAGAAGAUCCAGCAGCCGACGCCGCAGCGCCUCGACAAGGCGCCGCCGGCCAAUUCAUCGUCGUCGGGCGGCGGCAAGAUCGUGCAGCCGACGCCGCAGGCCCUCCCGCAGCGGCAGUCCGGGUCUACGAUCCUAGUCUCGCCGCGUCAGCGAGGCAAUCCCGUGCUCACGAACCUCCGGUCCAUGCCGUGGGAGUACAGCGACAUUCCGGCCGACUAUGUCAUGGGCGUGACUACGUGCGCUCUGUUCCUGAGCCUCAAGUACCAUCGCCUCCAUCCCGAGUACAUCUACACGCGCAUCCGCAACCUGCAAGGCCGAUACAACCUCCGCAUCCUGCUCACCAUGGUCGACAUCCCCAACCACGAAGACUCCCUGCGCGAGCUAUCCAAGACGUCACUCGUCAACAACGCCACCAUCAUUCUCUGCUGGUCGGCGGCCGAGGCGGCCCGCUACCUCGAGCUGUACAAGUCGUAUGAGAGUGCCAACUUUGCGGCCAUCCGAGGCCAACAGUCGUCGAGCUACGCCGAUCGGCUGGUCGACUUUGUCACGGUGCCGCGCAGCCUCAACAAGUCGGACGCGGUCGCCCUGGUGGCCAACUUUGGGAGCCUCCGCAACGCCAUCAACGCCGACGCCGAGCAGCUGGGGAUGCUCAACGGAUGGGGCGGUGUCAAGGUGAAGAGGUGGUCGUCGGCCGUCGAGGAGCCCUUUCGCGCCAAAAAGGCGGCCAAGCGAGGCGUGCAAGCGGCCGCAGGCAGGGAAGCCGAACAAUCGUCCGAGAGUCAGCAACGACUGGCGCGGCUGGAGCAGGCCAUGCCGCUCUCUCGUGUGCCGCUUCGCGACAUGCCUGCUUCUGCUUCUGCUUCCGGUGCUGGUGCUUCCGGUGCUGUUGUCGGCCCGUCCGGCAGGCAGUCCGCGGCUGCACGGUCGUCGGGGCAGUCGGCGCCGAAGCAGUUCCACUUCCUCGACGACGAUGACCUGGACGACGACGGCGACGACGAGGAGGCGCUACUGGCGGCGACCUUGGAAGAGUCGCAGAAGACGGCCGGCGAUAGGAGCGCAGGGGCGUCGCAGCCGGCCCGGCCAGCCGAGAAGGCGCAGGAGGAGCUCGCCGGAGGGGUUGCGGCGGCCCUGGCCAAGCUACGCGAAAAUGGCUGA